This is a messenger RNA of Salvelinus fontinalis (brook trout), 1320 nucleotides long. Its product is annotated as thyroglobulin-like. Gene Ontology annotation, biological process: cell-matrix adhesion. Gene Ontology annotation, cellular component: basement membrane. Lineage: Eukaryota; Metazoa; Chordata; Actinopteri; Salmoniformes; Salmonidae. The transcript has 11 exons. The record is from RefSeq and is a predicted model, not a curated record. The coding region runs from base 22 to 1320 and encodes 432 amino acids.
AAUUAAAUCUCUUACUGUAAAAUGUGUAAAUAUUGUCUAUGUAACAGGUUAUUAACAUGUCCAAUUCUGGUAGGUUACUGUUGGUGUGUGAACAGUUCUGGACAGAAGAUCCUGGGUACUGAGACUCUACCAGGCACUGCUAGAAUCAACUGUGCCACACAGAAUGCUACGAUACGACCCAAGACCCCCUGUGAGCGUGCUAGAGAUGAUGUGAUAAAUGGCCUAAUUGGAGCCUUCAUCCCCACAUGUGACGCCGCUGGACAAUACACCCCUGAGCAAUGUUCCGGCUCUACAGGUUACUGUUGGUGUGUGAACAGUUCUGGACAGAAGAUCCUGGGUACUGAGACUCUACCAGGCACUGCUAGAAUCAACUGUGCCACACAGAAUGCUACGAUCCGAUCCAAGACCCCCUGUGAGCGUGCUAGAGAUGAUGUGAUAAAUGGCCUAAUUGGAGCCUUCAUCCCUACGUGUGAUGUCGCUGGACAAUACACCCCUGAGCAAUGUUCCGGCUCUACAGGUUACUGUUGGUGUGUGAACAGUUCUGGACAGAAGAUCCUGGGUACUGAGACUCUACCAGGCACUGCUAGAAUCAACUGUUCCACACAGAAUGCUACGAUCCGAUCCAAGACCCCCUGUGAGCGUGCUAGAGAUGAUGUGAUAAAUGGCCUAAUUGAAGCCUUCAUCCCCACAUGUGAUGUUGCUGGACAAUACACCCCUGAGCAAUGUUCCGGCUCUACAGGUUACUGUUGGUGUGUGAACAUUUCUGGACAGAAGAUCCUGGGUACUGAGACUCUACCAGGCACUGCUAGAAUCAACUGUGCCACACAGAAUGCUACGAUACGACCCAAGACCCCCUGUGAGCGUGCUAGAGAUGAUGUGAUAAAUGGCCUAAUUGGAGCCUUCAUCCCCACAUGUGACGCCGCUGGACAAUACACCCCUGAGCAAUGUUCCGGCUCUACAGGUUACUGUUGGUGUGUGAACAGUUCUGGACAGAAGAUCCUGGGUACUGAGACUCUACCAGGCACUGCUAGAAUCAACUGUUCCACCCAGAAUGCUACGAUCCGACCCAAGACCCCCUGUGAGCGUGCUAGAGAUGAUGUGAUAAAUGGCCUAAUUGAAGCCUUCAUCCCCACGUGUGAUGUCGCUGGACAAUACACCCCUGAACAAUGUUCCGGCUCUACAGAUGCUACGAUCCGAUCCAAGACCCCCUGUGAGCGUGCUAGAGAUGAUGUGAUAAAUGGCCUAAUUGGAGCCUUCAUCCCUACGUGUGAUGUCGCUGGACAAUACACCCCUGAGCAAUGUUCCGGCUCUACAGGUUAA